Prunus dulcis (almond) is the source of this 375-nucleotide messenger RNA. Its product is annotated as putative glycine-rich cell wall structural protein 1. The coding region runs from base 1 to 375 and encodes 124 amino acids. The transcript has a single exon. The record is from RefSeq and is a predicted model, not a curated record. NCBI's taxonomy places the organism in Eukaryota, Viridiplantae, Streptophyta, Magnoliopsida, Rosales, Rosaceae.
AUGAAGGAAUUAUUUUUCAUGUUUCAUGUGCUCCUCCUUGUGUCGUCUAUAUUAUCGUAUAAAAGUAGUGGCCUCAUGCCCAAGAUUAGAGAUAAUAUGUUGAAUGAGAGUAAGUAUAACGCUGAUGGUACUGAAAAUGAUUGCUGUGGCUGUGGAGAUGGGAAUGGUGGGGGAGGCUUGGGAGGUGAUGGUAGUAGUAAUUUUGGCGGUGGACGUGGUGGUGGACGUACGUGGUGUAACCGUGUAGGGGGCGGAGGAGGUGGCAGCGGCGGUGGAGGGGAUGCAGGGGGAUCUGGCGGAGGUUUUGGCUUUGGGAACAAUAAUGAAAAUAAUGGAGGCGGUGGCGGAGGGGGUGGAGGGGGUGGGGUUGGCUAA